AUGGGAGUAAUCUUGAAAAUAGCUAGGUCUGACUUCCUACUCAGUCUGGUUAAAGGCUGUAUUGGAACUAAGAGUAGAUCUCUAAUGGUGCUUGAUGUUUUGGAAUCUCUAAUGUCCCCAAACUGUAUUGGAACUAAGGGUAGAUCUCUAAUGGCGCUUGAUGUUUUGGAAUCUCUAAUGUAUUUGGAUCUAAGUUUAAAUGAUUUUAAAGGAACUCCAAUUCUUGAAUUCAUCGGUAUGCUUAAGAAUUUGAGAUACCUUAAUCUCUCAUCGGCAUCAUUCAGUGGAGAAAUUCUACCUCAGCUUGGAAAUCUAUCAGACCUGAAUCAUCUUGAUCUCUAUUAUGAAAUUUAUGGAUUAAAAACCAUAAACUUGCGUGGGAAUUUUGAAGGUCAGAUACCGAGAUAUUUGCGGAAUCUUUGCAAUUUAAAGUUCUUAGACCUUUUGGGAAACAAUUUCAGUGGUUCCACGGAAGACAUUUUUAGUGGAUUCUUGGACUGUCCCAACAAUAGCUUGGUUUCACUUGAUUUAAAUGGUAAUUCGCUUGGUGGGGAAUUGCCUAAUUCGUUAGAAAUACUCGAGAAUUUGCAACAACUUGACCUCUAUUUGAAUUCUUUAUGGGGUUCAAUUGCAACUUCAAUUGGACAUAUGUCGUCAUUGCAAUAUUUGGACCUCGGAUCCAAUAAUAUGAAUGGAAUAAUUCCCGAAAGUUUUGGAAAACUCUCAAGGCUCAUUCAGUUGGAUCUCAAAGGAAAUCCAUGGGAAGGCAUCAUAACAGAAGUUCAUUUGAUGAAUCUCACAAGAUUAGAAGAUAUAAUAAUCAUACCACUAGAGACAAAAACGCCCUUGGUUUUCAAUAGCAACUUGUUUUUAGGAUCUAUACCAUCAAAUAUUGACGAACUAAUGCUGCGACUGUGCAGUUUGUAUCUCUCAGAGAACCUUUUGAAUGGAACAAUCCUGUCAUCCAUAUGUACCAUGAAUAGCUUGCAAGUACUUUCCCUUAGGACAAACCAAUUAUUUGGGGAGCUCCCACAAUGUUGGAAUGGGUCAAAAUACUUGUGGACCGUAGACGUGGCAAACAAUAAUCUCUCCGGUAUUAUUCCAAGUUCAAUGGGGUUUAUUAGUUCUCUCAAUAUGUUGAUUUUGAACAAUAACAACCUAGAGGGUGAAAUUCCUUCUUCUUUGCAGAAUUGUUCACUUCGGAGUAUUGAUCUCCGAGGAAAUAGACUAUUUGGAAAGUUACCCUUAUGGAUAGGGGAGACUAUAACUGGAUCUCGGAUUCUACAGUUGCGAUCAAACUCUUUUAGCGGAAUCAUCUCACAACAAUGGUGCAAUCUUCCACAUCUUCACAUCUUAGAUCUUGCAAACAACAACAUUUCAGGGGUUAUUCCCAAAUGUUUACCCAAUUUAACUACAUUGGUUUAUGAUAAUGGUAGAGAACUUGAUUUUGGCAGUACUCUUCAAUAUGUCAAUAUCAUUGAUCUUUCUCGAAACAAUCUAAUUGGUGAAAUCCAUGAAGAUAUCACAAGCCUCAUUGCAUUAGGAGCCUUAAAUUUUUUGUGGAAUAAGUUAACAGGAAGCAUCCCAAAGAAGAUUGGAAACAUUAGAUCAUUGGAAACACUUGAUCUUUCAAACAACAAUCUUUUGGGACCCAUUCCACAAAGCAUCUCAUCUUUAACCUUUUUGAGUCACUUGAAUCUAUCUCACAAUAACUUGUCAGGAAGAAUCCCAUCAGGAAACCAACUCCAAACACUCGAUGGUUCAUCUAUUUAUGCAGACAACCCUUUAUUGUGUGGGUUUCUUCUUCCUACCAGGUGCCUGGGCGAUGAAGAUCAUACAUCUAAUUCAUGUACUUCUGGUGGAGGAGGCUUAGAAGACAAUGGUGCUAAGAAUGAUAACGAAAUGCUUUGGCUCUAUGUUAGCAUGGGAUUUGGAUUCCUUGUGGGACUUUGGGUGUUUGCUUCACUUUAUGGAUCAAAGUGUCAUGGAGAAAAGCUUAUUUUCAGUUUGUAG
Molecule: messenger RNA, 2013 nt
Organism: Camellia sinensis
Lineage: Eukaryota; Viridiplantae; Streptophyta; Magnoliopsida; Ericales; Theaceae
Source: RefSeq, a predicted model, not a curated record